UCGAGCAUGACACACGUGUUGGCACUUGUCAAUACCAUAGACGCCGUCUGACAAGCUGCCGGUAUCUGCACAUUUCGGAAGUCGUACGUAUUAGUUAGUCUUCCUGAUAAGAAGUCCAGCAUCCUCCAUCCAGAUGAGAUCAGGAGGAAGGAAAGGGAAGUCCAAGGCAACACUGCCUACCCACAAUGUCAAUAAACCUGCCAUGUCGGCCACGGGAAAAUCGGGCCGCUCCUUCCCUCUCUCACCGUACAUGGUACUGAUGUCAUUGCUGUUCUGGACGUUCAUCGCCUACUUGUCUUUCAAAGGUUUUCAAUACCUCGCUGUACACCGCACCAUCAACGACGAUGACCUGGAUGGCUUUUGCGAUGCCGUGUUCAGUAAAACAUAUUCCGAAAACGUUAAGUUUGUCAAUUCAUACCCUAAAGGAGAGGCAGGACCGUAUAUCAGUCGAAUUGGCUCCCAAAAAUAUGCAGACACCUUUCAAGGGGAGGAAGCUUUAAAGGAACUGACGAAGAUCCCACCUAUUGUGACAGCUAUUACGUCACAUGACUUCUGGAUAUUCCAGGGCCUUAUCAAGCAGAUCUCGGAGGGAAAUAAGAAGGGUAUGGACCUACACCUGGUUGUUUUUGAUAUCGGUCUAUAUGCCUCGGAGCUCGACCUGAUGAAGAAACAAUGUAAUUGUGAUGUGAGGAAGUUUGAUGUCAGUGUUUACCCGCUACAUGUAGCGGAUAUCAACAACAAAGCCUACCGCCCUAUCAUAAUCCAGUUGAUGCUGGAAGAAUUUGGUUCUGCCAUCUGGAUGGAUCCGGACACCCGUCUGCAGUCCGUGUCCGACCUGACUAUGUUGAAGUACCGCGGAGCUCGUAACUUCUUUCUGUGGGAGACCAGUGUAUUCACCGGCCUCAUUAGUUACACCAGUCCGGAAAUGUUUAAAUUUCUGGAUGAGAGGAGAUGUGCGUUCAUUGACUAUGGUAUGAUGGACACGAAGACAAUGGUGUUUUACCGUACAAACCAAACUUGGACGGGGGUGAUGAAACCAUGGUUGAAAUGUGCCUUAAAUAAAGACUGUAUCUCCCCACCCAAUGCUCGGAACAGCGAGUGUUUUCAUUACAGAAGGCCGAAAUGGACAGGCUGCCAUUGGUACGACCAAUCAGCAUUUAGCAUCAUCGUGAAUCGUGUAUUCCAGUUUAGUACUCAUCCAGACCAGUAUUCAGUUCCGCGGUUCACAUGGCACAAAGAUGUAGAGGUUGUGUAUUACUUUCCUGAGCAACCCUGGACUUACAAACAGCUGGUAGCCAUGGCAUUAUCACCAUUUAUAUGCUGUGGAAUAAUCUGGUUUUUGUAUUUGAAAAGAAAGAGGGGAUCCGACCCUCUUCUACCAAAUAAGUCUUAUUAUAAGAAGCGGUAACAUAACCGAUGUUGUAUUAUAACUUUACAUUUUGUAUGAUAUUGAUAUACCUUAAUUAGGUCGCUAUCAACGAAUCACUGCUGGGGGUACAGGCAUAUGGUACGAUGUAUGGGAAGGCCUUAAAAGGUAUCAGGAGGGACCAAUAUUGGGGUAUAUAACUGUAUAUAUUGUAACUUUGCAGGGCUGAAAUUGGAGCCUAUUUUAGUGGCCAUAGCCUUAAAUUCACCAUUGGUGACCAGUUAUUGACCUAUAAGGCGCCUGCAUGGCCACUGAAAAAUGGUGUAAAGCAAUUUGGUUAAUCUUUCAAAGGUUGGCCAGGUGACUAACUUAAAUUUCCAAUUGGCUUCUAGAUUUUAUGAAUUGGUAGUCAAAUAGGCCACCUGUUAAAAAUAUCCACUUUGAGCCCUGCUUUGAUAAAUACUAGCUACAGUUUAACUCCAGGUGACAGAAAGCCUCUCUUUAGUGCGGUCAGUUGAGAGUGAGGUCCAGGGUUUGAUCCCAGCUAGUGGAGUCUGCAUGAUCUAAAUUUAAUUAAUCGUGCGAUAUGUUAUGAUGGCUUCCAUGUUUAUGACCUGAGGAAAAUACUCUAUGACAAGUUCUUUCCUGGAGGGGGAGUGUGUAACUUUAGGAUAUACUAGCGGCAAUAUAUCACUCGGCUUGAACGGUUGAGGAUAAGACAAAAAAAGUCUAUAAAGCUAGAAGUCGUGGGUUCGAUCAGGAGGUAGUUCGUUAUUUGAAUUUAAUUAAUUAAUCAUGUGCUCUGUUACAAUAUACAUAUAAUAUCUAUGGUAUCUAUUUUUCCCAUA
Messenger RNA from Pecten maximus, 2214 nucleotides. RefSeq lists its product as uncharacterized. The record is from RefSeq and is a predicted model, not a curated record. NCBI's taxonomy places the organism in Eukaryota, Metazoa, Mollusca, Bivalvia, Pectinida, Pectinidae. The coding region runs from base 134 to 1408 and encodes 424 amino acids. The transcript has 4 exons.